AUGCGGCGCGGUAUCGGUGUGGCGCACGUGCAGAAGAAGAAUGAGACGCAGCGGCAGAUGACUGACUUGGGGGCACAAAUCACGGCGGAGCGAGUGGGGCAAAUAGCGGAUCAGUUGGAGGGUUUUGAGGAAACGUUACGUUCCCUUGCGCGUAAGCACAAGGAUGAGAUUAACGCGGAUCCUAUUGUUCGUGCGCGCUUCCGGCAGAUGGCCGACUCUCUUGGCAUUGAUCUUAUUUCCUCAAAGAAGAAUGUGUUUGCGGGUAUUUUGGGCCUGGGGGACUUCUACUAUGGAUUGGCAAGCAAAGUUGUGGAAGCGUGCAUGCGGGAGCGGAAAUUCUGCGGUUCUUAUGUUCCGCUGAAUCGUAUUGUCUAUAUUAUGAAGCGACAGUAUGAGUCCGCAGGGAAGGAUGGUAAGCGCUGUGACAUCACGGAGUCCGAUAUUCGCAUGGCUUUGGAAAAACUACAUGUGUUAGGGGAUGGCUACAACGUGGUGAAACUUGCUGGUGUGAAUUACAUCCAGACCACGCCUGAUGGAACGCGGAGCGCGGAUGACGCGCCGCUGUUAGACACUGUGCUAAAGAAACGUGCAGAACAGAUUUUGAAGUAUCACUCCACUCGAGUAGGGGAUGAACGUCCUUGUGAAAAUGUGGCGCCCAUUUUUGGCCCUUCCAACCGUGUGGGUGCCUCCCGCAUUCUAUUUGCCCCCGCUCGGCAUCAUGACUCAGUGGAGAGUGAGAAGGACGUCGAAACUGGGACGGCAGAUGUCCCUUUUCAUGUUCAAUGUGUUGCGUUUACGCAAGAUGAGCUCGAAGCCCGUCUGAUGUGGCGUCCGCACCGCGUUCAGGCUGUGCUUGAGCGAAUGAUGCAUAACGGGUCAGUAUGGAUUGACCAGCCGUCAAUUUCUCAAGGGGAGGUUGAGGGGGAAAAGUUACGAAAACGAGGAAAGACACUGAAGGAACUCAAGCCGGCGGAACUCGUUUAUUGGUUUAUUGUUUUUUCAGCACCAUUUGAAUCCUCCUUCUGA
Trypanosoma cruzi is the source of this 1026-nucleotide messenger RNA. RefSeq lists its product as uncharacterized. Gene Ontology annotation, biological process: protein transport to vacuole involved in ubiquitin-dependent protein catabolic process via the multivesicular body sorting pathway. NCBI's taxonomy places the organism in Eukaryota, Euglenozoa, Kinetoplastea, Trypanosomatida, Trypanosomatidae. Gene Ontology annotation, cellular component: ESCRT II complex. The coding region runs from base 1 to 1026 and encodes 341 amino acids. The transcript has a single exon. The record is from RefSeq and is a predicted model, not a curated record.